AUGAAUGUAGAAAUAGAAGAAGAAACUCUUCAAAUGGCUAAAGAUUUUCAAAAAUCUAAUCAAGAAGAAAUAUUAUUAAAGAAAUUAAAACCAUUUAGUGAAGGAUUAUUAAAGCCAAAUUCAAAUUUAUUAUAUAUAAGUGAAAAGGGAACUAGGAACAGAGUUAAAAUAUGCAAUGUUUUAAAUAUACCAAAAAGUGAAAAAGAAUUCAAUGAAGGAGUUAAAAAAAAUGUGUUUAUUGAUCAAAUAAUAACUGUGUGUGGUUGGAGUAAAGCUGUAAGAAAACAGGGAGGUGGAAGGUUUUGUUUUGUAAAUUUAAAUGAUGGUUCAUGUCAUUUAAACUUACAAGUAAUAGUUGAUCAACAUAUAGAUAAUUAUGACAAGUUAUUAAAAUGUGGUGUUGGGUGUUGUUUUCGUUUUACAGGGAAAUUAAUAUUAUCUCCUGUUCAGAAUGAAUCAAAUAAAGGUAUAUUAAAAGAAAAUGUUGAACUAACUUUAAAUGAUAACAGUGCUCAUAGUUUUGAGAUAUAUGGAGAAAAUUUAGAUCCUCAAAAAUAUCCACUUUCAAAAAAAAACCAUAGUAAAGAAUUUUUAAGAGAAGUAGCUCAUUUAAGACCACGUAGCUAUUUUAUUAGCUCUGUUAUGAGAAUAAGAAAUGCUCUUUCAAUAGCUACCCAUUUAUUUUUUCAAAGUAGAGGAUUCUUAUAUAUUCAUACGCCACUAAUUACAGCUUCAGAUUGUGAAGGAGGUGGAGAAAUGUUUACUGUAACAACUCUGUUAAAUGAAAAUGGAGAUAUUGAUUCUAUACCCAAAAUAAAAUGCAAAGAACUAAAAAAAGAAAAAAGAGAAGAUAAUAAUAUACAAAGUGAUGGAGACAAAUAUAUGAUUGAUUUUAAAAAAGAUUUUUUUAAUAGGCAAGCAUUUUUAACAGUGAGUGGACAACUUUCUGUAGAAAAUUUCUGUUCUUCUAUGGGAGAUGUUUAUACAUUUGGGCCUACUUUUAGGGCAGAAAAUUCACACACAUCAAGACAUUUAGCUGAAUUUUGGAUGAUAGAACCAGAAAUAGCUUUUUCUGAUUUAUAUGACAAUAUGGAGUUAGCAGAAUCAUACAUAAAAUAUUGUAUUGAAUAUGUAUUAAAUAAUAAUUAUCAUGAUAUAGUUUAUUUUGAAGAAAAUGUAGAAAAAGAUUUAAUUAAACGAUUAAAAAAUGUUUUAGAAGAAGAUUUUGCAAAAAUAACUUAUACUAAUGCUAUUGAUUUAUUAAUGAAAUAUUCAGAAUCUUUUGAAGUUCCAGUACAUUGGGGAAUGGAUUUACAAUCUGAACACGAAAGAUUUAUAGCUGAACGAAUAUUCAAAAAACCUGUUAUUGUAUAUAAUUAUCCAAAAGACUUAAAGGCUUUUUAUAUGAAAUUAAAUGAAGAUAAAAAGACAGUAGCAGCAAUGGAUGUUUUGGCUCCAAAAAUUGGUGAAAUUGUAGGUGGAUCUCAAAGAGAAGAUAACUUAGAAUUAUUAGAUAAAAUGAUUCAAGAAAAAAAAUUAAAUUUAGAUAAUUAUUGGUGGUAUAGACAAUUAAGAAAAUAUGGAUCUCAUCCUCAUUCAGGUUUUGGAUUAGGUUUUGAAAGAUUAAUUAUGUUAGUAACAGGAGUAGAUAAUAUUAAAGAUACUAUUCCUUUUCCUAGAUAUUCUGGACAUGCAGAAUUUUAA
Messenger RNA from Plasmodium gallinaceum, 1704 nucleotides. Its product is annotated as asparagine--tRNA ligase, putative. The transcript has a single exon. Gene Ontology annotation, biological process: asparaginyl-tRNA aminoacylation. The record is from RefSeq and is a predicted model, not a curated record. Lineage: Eukaryota; Apicomplexa; Aconoidasida; Haemosporida; Plasmodiidae. Bases 1 to 1704 code for a protein of 567 amino acids. Gene Ontology annotation, molecular function: asparagine-tRNA ligase activity; ATP binding. Gene Ontology annotation, cellular component: mitochondrion.